Molecule: messenger RNA, 1010 nt
Organism: Trichobilharzia szidati
Lineage: Eukaryota; Metazoa; Platyhelminthes; Trematoda; Strigeidida; Schistosomatidae
Source: the annotation of a GenBank genome assembly
UCUAUACUAGCUCGUAAAAACGAUAUUGGAUAUUGGAACUAAUGUAUGACAGUCAAAUGCGGCAUUAUAUCGAUAUGCGUUACUUUAACGUUGGGGCGUGUUUCGCGAAAUCACUUGUGUUUCAGAAAUUUAAAUGAGUACACAGAAGGGUAACGUUCAGCGUAAGCGCCCUCAAAAGUACAAAAAUACCAAAGCCUUCAAGAACGACUUGCAUGAUACAUCAAAAGAAAUCAAACAGCUCAACAGCGUGACUUUUGAUAACCUGUGUUCUAGAUGUGCAGAGAUUAUACAGUGGAGAGUUAAGUUUAAAAAGUAUCAUCAGUUGACUAAUCCGAAAGUCUGUGUGAAAUGCAAUGAAAAGACUGUUAAGCAAGCCUAUCAUACUGUUUGUAAAAAUUGUUCAUCCGCACUGAAAAUCUGUGCUAAAUGUGGAAAGUCCAGUGAAACUAUUGCUUUUGAUACUACAGUGAAGCAAGAAGACAUCAAUCAAGAAUUUCUUGAUGCUAUAAAAAAUAUUCGUGAGAGAGAACGCCGUACUCUACUACGUAUGGCUCAGUCAAGUCAAAAUUCAACGGGAAUUAGUGGCACUGAUGAAGCUGAAGGAAACCUUUCAAGCCAUGAGGGUGAUUUGACCGAUUCAAUCAAGGAGAGAUUAUCUAACAUAAAGUGCGAUGACGACAGUGAAUAUGCAUCCAGUUAGCCGCAUGGAAACAACCAAGUUUUUCUGUAACUAAACUGUCAGCAGAUGUAAAUACAGCAAAUUCAAAGCCAUUCGUUUGUAUGUUUUUAUUAACUGUAUUCAGCUUUGCUUUGGUAACACGCGCUAUCUGGUGACCUGAAUAAAACGGUAGAAAGAUUAAUAGUCAGUUGUUUACUUCGUGAUGAACAAGUUUAUGGUGUAGAUCAUUCAGAAAUCAGAUAAUUCAUGAUAUGAUGCCAGUUGGCUGUUCUAAUAAAAUCUUAUUCAGUCCUGAAGUAAAAAGUGUAUUUCUUAUUAUCCAGGACUUAAC